AUGGCCGACACGACUCAAGCUCCUAUGAACGGCAGCUUCCCUGCUCAGCCGUACCCCGAAUCUUUUAACCAUACCCCCGCUGCUAUGAACAGCGCCGCGAACUUUCAGCCAGCACAGUCCUCUACGCCCACAAAUGCCCCUCCCAGCGAACCAAAGAACGGAAUUUCCAAGGAUGAAGUUGGCUGGUACUUUGUCGAGCAGUAUUACACCAACAUGAGCCGUAGCCCGGAAAAGUUGCAUCUCUUCUACUCUCGGCGUUCGCAGUUUGUUGUCGGAACUGAGGCUGAGUCUGUGCCUGUCGCGGUUGGCCAAAAGGCCAUCAAUGAAAAGAUCAAGCAGCUCGACUUCCAGGACUGCAAGGUUCGUGUUCUGAACGUGGACUCUCAGGCUUCCUUCGAGAGCAUCCUGGUCUCUGUCAUUGGUGAGAUCUCGAACAAGUCCGAGCCAUCUCGCAAAUUCGUCCAGACCUUCGUGCUGGCUGAGCAGCCUAAUGGCUACUAUGUCCUCAACGAUAUCUUCAGAUACUUGGCUGAUGAGGAGGAGGAAAUCGUUAACGAGGAGACAGCUCCCGCUGAGGCUCCGGCUGCCCCGGCUGAGGAGCAGAUCGCUCAGGCCCCUGCGCAGCCCGCUGCUGAAGCUGCCCCUGCACCCGUCGAGUCGCAGGUGAGCACUGAGGCUUCCGCGGCCAAGGUUGAUGAGAAACUUGAGCAAGCUGAGACUAACGGCGAGGCCGCCCAGCCCAAGGAAUCUCCUGCUCCUGAGACCAACGGCGCUGCUCCUCAGGAGGCAGAGGCUACUGCUGCUGAGCCGGCUGAAGCUGAGCCUAAGGUCGAGACGCCCAAGAGCCCUGCACCAACUCCUGCCGCUCCCGUGCAGAAGGAAGCUCCUGCUCCCGAAAAGGAGACUGCUGCUCCUGCCAAGGCUCUUCCCAAGACCUGGGCUAACAUUGCCUCCAAGUCCGCUGCUGCUGCCGCUGCCGCUGCCGCCGCCGCGCCUGCUGCCCCUGCUAUCCCUGUUGCUGCCCCGAAGACUGCUGCUCCCGCUGCUAGCUCUUCUCAGCCACCUGCUGCUGCUGCCCCCGAAGCUACUACCCCAGCCCAAGCGGUUCCUUCUAACGAUGCCGCUGGAUGGCAAACCGCUGGUCACGACCACAAGAAGACGCAGUCCCGUGCCGGCGAGGAGCAGAACGUCCUUGCUUACAUUAAGAAUGUCAAUGACAAGGUCGAUGCGAGCUUGCUCAAGCAGACCCUGUCUCGCUUCGGUAAGCUCAAGUACUUUGAUGUGAGCCGUCAGAAGAACUGCGCCUUUGUUGAGUUCGCCGAGCCCUCUGGUUACACCGCAGCUGUUGCCGCCAACCCCCACCAGAUCGGUACCGAACAGAUCUUCGUUGAAGAGCGCCGUCCCCGCUCCAAUGCCUUUGGUGGAAAUGCCAACUUCGGUGCCAGCCGAGGCGGUGCUGGUCGUGGCCGUGGAGACCGUGCGGGCAGCCAGGGCCGUGGUGGCUUCCAGCGCGAUGGAGGUCGUGGAGGUUUCCCUCAGCGCGGCCGUGGUAACGUCGCCCCCAAGGGCCGAAGCCAGCCUCAGACUGCUUAA
Molecule: messenger RNA, 1593 nt
Organism: Aspergillus wentii DTO 134E9
Lineage: Eukaryota; Fungi; Ascomycota; Eurotiomycetes; Eurotiales; Aspergillaceae
Product: NTF2 and RRM domain protein
Exons: 3
Coding region: 1-1593 (530 amino acids)
Biological process (GO): protein deubiquitination; ribophagy
Cellular component (GO): cytosol; ribonucleoprotein complex; Ubp3-Bre5 deubiquitination complex
Molecular function (GO): mRNA binding
Source: RefSeq, a predicted model, not a curated record